This is a messenger RNA of Cryptotermes secundus, 610 nucleotides long. RefSeq names its product LYR motif-containing protein 4 (gene bcn92). The transcript is spliced from 4 exons. Gene Ontology annotation, biological process: iron-sulfur cluster assembly. The record is from RefSeq and is a predicted model, not a curated record. Bases 145 to 444 code for a protein of 99 amino acids. NCBI's taxonomy places the organism in Eukaryota, Metazoa, Arthropoda, Insecta, Blattodea, Kalotermitidae. Gene Ontology annotation, cellular component: L-cysteine desulfurase complex; mitochondrion.
GCAUGUUUAAAAUAUGAUGCAAGGCGAAGUGUCUGAAGGAGAUGUGUCAGAAGUAAUAAAAAUAGCCAUCCUCCCCAAACGGCAACGUUAUCUUGUUUGGUGUUGGAAGCGCGUGUAUUUGCAGGCCGGCAGAAGAGUUUAGAAAUGGCAACUUCAAAUAAUCACGUUUUGAAGUUGUAUAAAACAAUGCUACGUGAAUCUCAGAAGUUUUCCUCGUAUAAUUACAGGCUGUAUGCUUUAAGACGGAUUCGAGACAGCUUUAGAGCUGGUAAAUCUCUGGCCGACUCGACAAAAAUUAUGGAAGCAGUUCAAAAUGCAGAAGAAAAUUUAGAAAUAAUCAAACGUCAGGUUAUAGUGGGGAAUCUUUAUGCAGCUGAGAAGCUUGUAAUUGAAAAGAAAGCAGAGAAAGAAUGGGCGUCUCAACUGAGAAUAACAAAGUCAUGACUGGAUGCUGAUAGGAGAAUUCAGAAUGUGACAUGUUACCUGAGUUGUGCUGGCAUUGCUACAGUCAAUAGAAGUUAAGAUGAUGGAUUCCUAGGCAGAGAAUAGAUCUUCAAAAUGACAGCAUAAAAUACAGGUUUAGUUAGUUUUGUACUUACUGCAAUGAGAU